Molecule: messenger RNA, 1122 nt
Organism: Cyprinodon tularosa
Lineage: Eukaryota; Metazoa; Chordata; Actinopteri; Cyprinodontiformes; Cyprinodontidae
Gene: cmtm8b
Product: CKLF-like MARVEL transmembrane domain containing 8b
Exons: 4
Coding region: 95-607 (170 amino acids)
Biological process (GO): myelination
Cellular component (GO): membrane
Molecular function (GO): structural constituent of myelin sheath
Source: RefSeq, a predicted model, not a curated record
GUGUCCUUGCUAAAUUCCAGGACAGGAAAGGCACUUCCUGUGCCGCACCAGCGCUCUUUGGGGAAAGCUCACAGUCCCUCUGUGUCCCUGCAUCAUGGACAGGACAGCUGUGGUGAUGAACUCCAGGGAUUCCUCUCUGCCACAGUUCAACACCUCCACAUCCACCUUGGCCUUUGACCAGCACUUUACCACAAACACCACAGGAAUACUGCUUUUGGCUGAGAUACUGAGCGGUAUGUUGGUCUGGAUCCUGGUUGGAGGCACAGAUUACUUCCACCUGUCUGCUCUCAGCUGGGUCAUGUUUGUGGCUAUCCUGCUUUGGAUUCUAACCAUAUGCCUGUUCAUAAUUUAUCUCACCCGAGCCCACAGCAGAAUACCACAGAUCUCUUGGACUACAGUGUCCUUGUGUUUUAACUGCAGUGCUGCUGUUUUAUACCUGGUGACAGCUGUGAUAGAGGCUGUAACUGUGAACCAGGCCAUCAGAGGGCGACACAACUACAACUGUUGGGCAGCAUCAGCAUUCUUUGCGUUUUUGGCCACUUUGUGCUAUGCAGGAAGUAGCUAUCUGAGCUACUGCGUGUGGAAAACAAAAGAAGAAGAACAGUAGAGCUUCUCCUGACCCCCAGAUUUCCAUGUGCGUCAACAGAAGCCUAAAGAGAAGCAGAACGCAGGUUCUCUAUCAACCAGCACAGCUGACACCACAGUUGAAGAGGUUCACUGAUAAACUAAAUCAAUAUGAAAAAAAACCCAACAACAUUUAUGGAAGAAAACCUUAUUUUUUUGUGACUUCACAAAAUGAUGAAAUCAGAAAUGAUGUUUCCACUUGGCUCGUGUUAACCUCUCACCAAGUUACUUUUAACCUCACUUUUGUAUUGUGGUAAACAACUGAAUCUGGAUAAGACUAACACAAAAACAACCACCAUUUUAAAAACUGUUAUUUCUAGCACAUGUCCAUACUUUUUAAUAGUCCAUAUUUUACUUCUCAGAAAUAGCAUGAGGGCUGCAUAAUUUGUUAAUAAGUUUAAUUAUGAUCUCUAUUUGUAUACAAGCACAAUUAGUGAUCCAGAUGUAGAAGUCGAUUUUUGUUUUCACUUCUUUAUUUAAUAAAUAUAACCAAAUGUA